Triticum aestivum (bread wheat) is the source of this 2517-nucleotide messenger RNA. RefSeq lists its product as uncharacterized. Gene Ontology annotation, cellular component: membrane. The record is from RefSeq and is a predicted model, not a curated record. The transcript is spliced from 5 exons. NCBI's taxonomy places the organism in Eukaryota, Viridiplantae, Streptophyta, Magnoliopsida, Poales, Poaceae. The coding region runs from base 1 to 2517 and encodes 838 amino acids.
AUGAGUGACAUCUCCAUCUCCAUCUCCACACAGCCACCAACAAAUGAAACUGCGACGUCCAACGCAGUUCCAGACUCAGAGCUAUUGUAUGAGCUGAAAGAGCAGCUUCUGCUGCUGACCACUCUGGUGGCGACGGUGACGUACGUCUCAGGGCUCAACCUGCCGGGGGGAGCCUGGCAGCCGGAGCAGGAGCAGGGGCACCUCGCUGGCGACCCGAUCCUCCGGGACGUCCACUACCGCCGGUACCUCAUCUUCUACUACAGCAACGCCACUACGCUCGCCUCAUCGGUCGUGGUUUGCCUCAUCCUCAUCAUGCUAGGCAGGAAUAGCCCAGUCUGGUCGGUGUUGUUGCGGGUGGUCAUGGUGCUCGACCUUCUUGGACUUAUGGGUUCGUACGCAGCCGGCACCUGCCAUGACACCUUCACAACCAUCUGGGCUGUGGCACUCGCCUGCCCCGUCCUGCUCACAUAUGCUUUCCUCAGCUACCUCGGUCUGUUCCGCCGCUGCAGUACACACACAAACACAAACACUGGGCAACAAGAGAAUGAGAAGAUAGCGGUGCUGAUGCCACUGGCGGCCUUUGUCGUCACCAUCUCAUACACCGCCGGGCUGAACCCGCCUGGGGGCUUCUGGAGCAGCACCCAGCAGGAGGACGGCCUCCUUCUUCACCUCGCCGGCGAUCCGAUCAUGCAGGACAGCGAGCUCCGGAGGUACCGGGCCUUUUUCGUCUGCAACACGAUGGCGUUUGUCGCCUCCUUGUCCAUCAUCCUGGUGCUCCUGGACAAGAAAUUGAGCAGGACCAUCGCGGGUCGGUUCGUGGCGGUCUACACCUUCAUCGCCGUCGCUCUCCUGGGCCUCAUGGGGGCUUAUGCUACUGGGAGCUGCAGGGAGACUGACAAUACCAUCAAGAUCAUUUUCCUUACCACUGCGGUUCCUGCCUGCGUAGGCCUGCGGCUGGCUCUUAAUUAUGUCUUCGAUUGGAAACCAAUCAAGAAAAUGUGUGAUUUGUUCUCUGGAUGGUUGGACUACUUCAGAAGCACCAUUCCCGCAGGCACAGUGGACAAAGACUUAAAGACCAGUCGCUAUUUCAUUAUGGUACUUGCCAUUCUCGCGGUGAGCAUCACUUACCAAGCAGGAUUGGAUCCACCGGGAGGCCUAUGGCAAGACAAUCUUCAUGGGCAUAAGCUUGGUCACCCAGUGCUCCGGACGACGCAUCCUGCUCGCUACAAGGUGUUCUUCUACAGCAACUCAGCAGCUUUCGUGACAUCUCUGGUGGUCGUCAUGAUGGUUCAGAGCAAGUUUCUGCUCAGGCACCGCACACUGGUGGCAGCCAUGGUGCUGGACCUGAUUGGCCUCAUCAUCGCCUACGCCGCCGGGAGCACUAGGGAUGCAACCACAUCCAUCUAUGUUGUCUCGGUGGCUUGCCUUGUCCUCUCCUACUCCGUCGUCCAUAUCGCGUUAGGAGGAGAAAAGGAGAACUUCGUCAAUUCUCCUCCUGCUGGAGGACGAACCAAGGAGCAGCUCGAUGACAAGCGCCAGGUGUUGCUGUUAAUCGCCAUAUUGGUCGCUGCGCUUACUUACCAAGCGGGGCUGACGCCGCCGGGCGGCUUCUGGUCAGCGGACGACGAGCAGCUUGGCCACCGCGCGGGCUACCCAGUCCUCCUCGACAACUACCCGCUGCGCUACAAGGCCUUUUUCUACUGCAACGCUGUUAGCUUCAUGUCGUCGGUGGCUCUCAUCCUCCUCCUUGUGAAUCGUAAGCUGUACAGGCCAGGGAUACGAUGCUAUGCACUCCACGUGUGCACGGCAGUGGGCAUGUUCGCCCUCAUGGGUGCUUACGCUUCCGGGAGCUCCCGCCAUCUCAAGACCUCCAUCUACGUGUUGACGCUGGUGGUCGCGGUAUCGGCCUCCAUACCUCUGCAAAUAGUCAUCUUCUGGUACAUCCGUAGGUACAAGCCCGGCCCUCAAGAUGAACAUAAACCAGGACGGGUACUAGCACGUGGCCGAGGUCCAGAGAAAGGCGAGGAGCUUGAGUACCUAAUGCUGCUAGGAGUCAUGGCUGCGAGCGUGACUUACCAGAGCGGCCUGAGACCACCAGGUGGCUUGUGGCAGGAGGACAACACCGCCUACUCCGCCGGCAACCCGAUCCUACAUGACAUCAACAAGCGCCGGUACGACGUCUUCUUGUACAACAACUCUGCUUCGUUCAUGGCGUCCAUCGUUGCCAUCGUCAUGCUGCUCCCAUUGACGCUGAGCAACCUCAAAUGGCCACUCUGGCCAGUACACACGGCCAUUUCGCUGGACAUGGCCGGGCUCCUGGUGGCCUACGCGGCAGGAAGUACCAGGAAGUGGGAAUCGUCCAUGAAUGUCGUCUACCUCGUCCUCCCCGUGCUUGGCUGUAUUGCGCUCUACGCAGCAGCAGCAGCGAUAUACAUCCGCAACAAAGAAGGCAAAUCCCCGAACCAGCCGCAACAGUCCUCAAGCAUGCAAUUGCAACAACGAAGGGCAGAUGUUUAA